This is a messenger RNA of Clupea harengus (Atlantic herring), 4014 nucleotides long. RefSeq names its product aryl-hydrocarbon receptor nuclear translocator 2 (gene arnt2). The transcript is spliced from 19 exons. Gene Ontology annotation, biological process: regulation of DNA-templated transcription. Gene Ontology annotation, molecular function: DNA-binding transcription factor activity; protein dimerization activity. The record is from RefSeq and is a predicted model, not a curated record. Gene Ontology annotation, cellular component: transcription regulator complex; cytoplasm; nucleus. NCBI's taxonomy places the organism in Eukaryota, Metazoa, Chordata, Actinopteri, Clupeiformes, Clupeidae. Bases 751 to 2754 code for a protein of 667 amino acids.
GGUGGCCAUGCCUGGUGCAGUGGUGGGCGCGGGCCAGGUCAGGAUGGCCGGAUCCAUGCCAGGCAGAGGAGGCAAGAGGAGAUCUGGCGGAAUGGACUUUGACGAUGAGGACGGAGAAGGACCCAGCAAAUUCUCAAGGUAUGAUGAUGAUGAUGAGAUUCCUGCUGAUAAGGAGAGAUAUGCCAGGUAGGGCUAUUUUGUGAUGGUUGCAGAGGAUUGGUAGAGUUGAAGUGCCUUAGGAUACUGUCAGAGUCCUACGUGAGCUGGCAGGAUUCUGGCACGCUUCAGCAACCAGGCCAUAUCUCUCACACACGUACUCACACUGAGUAUUCACUCCAAUAGCUCAGAGAAUAAAAAAAAAAGAAAAAGGAAUUCAUUACCUCCCACUGAAGCAUAUAAAUUAUAGGGUGCUUUGAACUGCUCAAAGGUGGGGAGGUAGUGUUAUAGGCAUGAAAAGGGCUUUUCUGUCUCUCCUCUGUCGUCGACUGUGCUUAUGCUUUUUAAAAAUUGUAGCACUAUGGCUAGGGUGACUUUCAGGAUUUCCAAUCCCCUUUGUGAAAAGAAUUGAGUGAAAGGGCUGUUUGAGUGUGAGGGGCUAUAUUCCAUUUCCCAUCUCCUGAGCAGCUCGUGUGUGUUGGUGUGAAUGGUCUGUUCUGUUUGUGUCCUGCAAUCCAAUGCAUAUUGACAAAUGUAUUGAAUGUACUUAUUUUUUGUCUUUAUAUCCUCAGAGAAUUACACACAAUACCAGCGAUGCAAGACAAUGCCCCCUCUACUCAGAAAAUGGAAAACCACAGCGAGAUUGAGCGCCGGCGCCGCAACAAGAUGACCCAGUACAUCACAGAGCUGUCGGACAUGGUGCCCACCUGCAGCGCCCUGGCGCGCAAGCCAGACAAGCUGACCAUCCUGCGCAUGGCCGUGUCCCACAUGAAGUCCAUGAGGGGGACGGGGAACACCUCCACCGAUGGAGCCUACAAACCCUCCUUCCUCACUGAGCAGGAGCUGAAGCACCUGAUCCUGGAGGCCGCGGACGGCUUCCUGUUUGUGGUGGCGGCGGAGACAGGCCGUGUGAUCUACGUGUCGGACUCGGUCACGCCCGUGCUGAACCACCCCCAGGCGGAGUGGCUGGGGAGCACGCUGUACGAGCAGGUGCACCCCGACGACGUGGACAAGCUCCGGGAGCAGCUCAGCACCUCGGAGAACUCCAUGACCGGUCGUAUCCUGGACCUGAAGACGGGCACGGUGAAGAAGGAAGGCCAGCAGUCCUCUAUGAGGAUGUGCAUGGGCUCCAGACGCUCCUUCAUCUGCAGAAUGAGGUGUGGGAACGCUCCUCUGGAUCACAUCUCUGUGAACCGCCUGUCCAACAUGAGGAAGAGAUACAGGAAUGGCUUAGGGCCUUCUAAAGAGGGUGAAGGGCAGUACUCUGUGGUUCACUGUACCGGCUACAUCAAAGCCUGGCCGCCAGCAGGCAUGACGAUACCUGACGAGGACGGUGAUGGCGGCUCAACCAGCAAGUACUGCCUGGUGGCGAUUGGAAGACUUCAGGUCACCAGCUCGCCCGUCUCCAUGGACAUGAACGGCCUGUCCGUCCCCACGGAGUUCCUCUCCCGCCACAACUCAGACGGCAUCAUCACCUUCGUGGACCCCCGCUGCAUCAACGUGAUUGGGUACCAGCCACAGGAUCUGCUUGGGAAAGAUAUUCUGGAAUUCUCCCACCCAGAGGACCAGAGCCACUUGCGGGAAAGCUUUCAGCAGGUGGUGAAGCUAAAAGGCCAGGUGCUGUCGGUGAUGUACCGCUUCCGCAUGAAGAACCGUGAGUGGAUGCUGAUCCGGACCAGCAGCUUCACCUUCCAGAACCCCUACUCGGACGAGAUCGAGUACAUCAUCUGCACCAACACCAACGUCAAGCAGCUCCAGCAGCAGCAGCAGGCCGAGCUGGAGGUCCAUCAGAGGGAAGGCCUGACCGCCUACGAUCUCUCCCAGGUGCCCGUCCCGAGUGUGCCCGCGGGCGUGCACGAGACCGGAAAGGCCAUUGACAAAACCGAGGCCAUGUUCUCCCAGGAGAGGGACCCCCGCUUCGCUGACAUGUACUCCGGGAUCUCUGGAUCUGAUAAGAAGAUGAUGGUCCCAUCAUCCACAGCAGGGAGCCAGCAGAUCUACUCCCAGGGAAGCCCCUUUCAGCCAGGCCACUCUGGAAAGAGCUUCAGCUCGUCGGUGAUCCACGUGCCGGGAGUCAACGACAUCCAACCGUCUGCGUCCGCCGGGCAGAACCUAGCCCAGAUCUCCAGACAGCUCAAUCCCGGCCAGGUGUCCUGGACAGGGAACAGACCUCCUUUCUCAGGCCAGCAACUCCCUGCACAGUCUAGCAAGGCCCAGUCAUCUCCGUUUGGCAUCGGCUCCAGCCACAGCUACCAGGCUGACCCGUCCUCCUACAGCCCUCUGUCCAGCCCGGCCACAUCCUCCCCCAGUGGCAAUGCCUACUCCAACCUGGCCAAUCGCAGCACAGCCUUCGAUGUGGCGGCAGAGGGCAACCAGAGUGGAGGGCAGUUCCAGGGCCGGCCGUCGGAGGUGUGGUCCCAGUGGCAGAGCCAGCACCACGGGCAGCAAGGGGGAGAGCAGCACCCCCACCCCCAGCCCAGCCAGACGGAGGUGUUUCAGGAUAUGUUGCCAAUGGCCGGAGAUCCCACACAGGGCACAGCCAAUUACAACAUUGAAGAUUUUGCAGACUUGGGCAUGUUCCCUCCAUUUUCUGAGUAAGGAUUGGGGUCCAGGCGAACAGAACUCUGCGCUUUUCUUCGUUUGUUUGUUCGAUUUACCUUUUUUUUUUUUUUUUUUGUUGUGUGUGGCUCUCAUCUCAUGUCAUGUCAACUCACCAGUAAAGUUAACAGCACUCCUCAGCAGGGAUGUGUGGAUGCAUCCCCUGGUCUUCACCUCUUCACCCUGCAGGCACUGAGGCUGGAUCUCUCAACUCACACACCCACACAGGGACACUCAGGCACUCACUCUCUCUUUCUCUCUCCCCCUCUCCCCCUCUCCUGAGGGCUAUCUCAGUGGCAAAGAUGGCUAUUUCACAGAUAUAGUCAACAGAUGCCAUUUUUUUUUUUUUUAUAUGUAUGUUCACAUAUAUUUGAUGGCUACUUCUCAGAGUCUUUAUAUGGAAAAGAAGGGAAUUUUCCAUUGGUAUUUUUUUUUUCCAUGCACUUCACUUUAACGUUGCCAAACCUUGCCAGGCUCAGUGACACAGGACAUGCUGAUCUAGGUCUCCCUCCGCAGCACCAGCACACGUGACUCUUCUCGUGUCAAAAGAUAUCGUACCAUAUAUGUAGUGAUGUCCAUAACCUAGCUAAACUAAUAACAGUGUAGAAGAAAUCUCGUGUAAAAUUUCCACACAAAAAAAAUGAAAAUUGAAAAAAAAUGAAAAGGAUACAUAAAGGUAACUGAUACAAAAUGACAAAAUUAACAUUUUCAAAGAAGUCGCAAAACAUUACAGCUUGAAGUGCACUUCAUUUAAGCUAAUAUCACCAGCCUCCAGUGUUUUCGGAAAGGAGAACCGCCAUACAGUCAAAGCGUUGCGCAAUAUGUAUUCUUGUGGCUGCCGCAAUUAUUUGUUACUUUUACCUUUUCAAGUAAUAACAUAGACUUUAUGGUCUAAUACUUUUACAUGAAAGAUUGUAUUAUGUCGCAGAGAGUCUAAUGGGAGGACGUUGAAGUGAAGAAAAUUCUUUUGCUAAAUCAAAAUGAUGUUUUUUGUAAAUAAUGUGAUUUAGAUUUUUUUUGGGUCAAAUUGUGUUUUCUUUCACAUACACAGCAAAUAUACAUAUUUGUGUAGGUUUAAUUUCAUUGUGUGUAAUGUGAGUGGUACAUAUUUAACUAUUGGUAUUUAGUUAGCUUGUUAAUUGUACAUUGCGUUUAGACUUGUAUAAAUUGUGUAAAUGUGCUCCAUUAUUUUUGUGUAACUUUAAACAAAACUGUGCUUGUGACAAUAAAUUUUCAUUGGUUAUGUGGCUUUGAAAAUAA